CUUAUAACCUAUUUUUCGUGCUACAACAAGCUACUUAUAACGGUCAAGUAACGUCUAAACUAACCUAAGCUAACAGUAUAGUGGUUAUAACUUAGUUGUUAGCAUGUUAGCUAAUACUACACUGCGCUAUCUAGCGCGAGCUACCGCUUUCAAUUUCACUUCUCGAAGCUCCUCGGUGUUAAGCGUCUCAGCUCGCGCCUCCUACUAGCUUGCUAACCGGCUUCUUUUCGCCAUUGUAUAAUGAAAUGUCUUUGGGUUUGUUUCUCCUUAUAUAUACGAAAGCCAAUUUUGUAUAAAAAUGGACGACUGGACCACCACUUGGACAUUUCCGCGUUUAUUAAGCUAAACUACCAAGUUAGCAGCUAGCUCUGUUAGUUAGUGUUGGUGUGUGUUUUUAUACGGUAUACACUUCCGUUUGUUUUUAGCUCUCCAUCUAACCACGAUUCUCAGACUGGUUUAAGCUUUUUUUCUUUGUUUUUCGGCUCAAUGGUUGAACUGGAUCUCGAAACCCUAGAUUUCCAUCAUGGAUGAUGUUAUUUCACUCAGUUCUGGAAGUGAAGAGGACUCGGAUAUUGAGUUUGUCAGCAGUUAUAAAGAUGACAGCUCCAGUGGCAUUCCGUUUAUCAGAGCUGAACUCCUGCCUGUUACACCUGUUCUUAUCGACAUCACAGAGCACUCCUUUUCACCGAACAGACCAAGACCUUCACAAACACUAAAGAAACUGCCGUGUUCCACUAUAGAAAUCAUCGAUCUGAAUAACAUAUCCGACUCAUGUGGCAGCCUUCCAGCCAAAUCGCGUGGAAAACUUCUUCAGUCGGAAUACACUGUGAAUCUCGAGAAAGACGUGAUUUGUUUGGACUCCGGUGAUGGGAAUGAUGGUCAGUCUCCUGUUUCUGUGUCACAGGAUCAAGAAAACUCUUACACAAAGCAACACAACGGCGUUCAGUCGUGUUUACAAGCUAGCAACACGCAACAGUCAGUACACGUUUCUCACCCUUCAAGCCCGAAAGAUAUUUCGUUCUGCUUCGAGCCUUCAGAUGGAUUCUUAGAGUUUUUAGAAACACAGAACACUAAUCACACACAGCAAACGCCACCGUCACCACGUGCUGAAAAUCAUGACGCAAGCUUGGACUCCCCACACAGCUGGCUGGACAAAGCUCUUUCGCCGUUUAGCCUCAACAGUCCGUACUACUGCCCGAGCGAAAUCGACGAGGCCGUGUUCUCUGAUGAAUCCCUCAUUCUCAUUGACCAGGACCAGGACCAGGACCAGAACCACACAUCGUGCAGCCUCGAUAAAACCGGAUUGCCGUUUGAUUUGGGUGACAGCAUGGCACCGCAAGAAAAAAACCACAGACACGCUUUAUCACCUCAUCCACAGACUCUCGCCUCUCACAUUCUUCCUACCUCAGACAGAGCUCCUCUUCCCACCAGUCCUACAUCUACAGAACUCCUGGCUGGCGAUUCUCCAGAAACGGGAUCUGAUCUGGACAUGGAGAGUCCACCUAUCAGUCCUAUGAAGUCCUCUAACACUUUCAGUCCACCGUCACACAUGAUGUUGGGUACUAAAGACUCCGCUUCAGUGUUACAGGAGAACGGGACGGACGCCGACACCACAGAUCUCUCAGAAUGCUGUACGGGUGCCGGGCAGCAGAUUUCUCUGGUGCAGUUCAAAAAACUGAAAUAUUUAUUAGGGACACGAGAUCAGCAUACGCGCAGUGCUGAAGAGGACAACAAAGACUUCGGUAUGGCCGAGCCUCUGUGCAGGCAGAGCCUGAGUCUGGUCUACAGCACCAUCGAAGAGAACUACACAGAAGGCACGCUGCAGCUCCUCUCUGACCUAAUCCAACCUUGUUAUUACCCUCCUUCUGACAUCACAGUUCACCUCCUGAAAGGAAUCCUGCUGGAGCCGCAGUGCACCCCGGUGUUGGCGCUGGAAGCCUACAACCUGCUGAUGAGGACGCAGAAAUACCAUCCUGCAGACAAAUCCAUGAUCCCAUGGGACUGGGAGUUGUUGUCGUCCAUCAUGGCUGAACAGGACGAGGCGAAGAGGCUGCGCAGCGAAGUGCGAUGUCUGCUGCUUCAGUAUGUCCUGCAGGUUUUGGAAGACGACUUCCAGUUCAAGCUCCCCAUGCUGCGGCUUCACCUCUCGAUCGCUAACGAAAUGCUUUCGUGUGAUCACAGGUUCAGACAGGUCAGGGAACUCGUGACCUGGCUGUUAGAUGUAGCGAAACAGUCAUUCUGUACAUCUGAGGAUGAAGAAAUGCAAAAAAGCGAGAGGAACUGCUGUCUCAAGAUGCUGCUAAUUCUGCAGAGGAUGCUGUUAUUGGCCAUGGAGGUGGACCUCAGACCAACCUGUAGCUCCAGUAAGCUCUCUCAGGAGCUGUGUAUUAGCCUCAACAGCAUGGCGCCGUGCCGAAGGCUCAGGUUUUUGUUGUUGAGCACCCUGCAGAGCAACCUGCUGAGGUGUAAGAUGGUGGAGCUGCUGCUGGAUCAGUCCUGCUCUCAGAAGCGAGUGUUACCCAUGUCCUUCAAACUGCUGCUGCACUUCCUGCACACGUCCACGCUGGCACCAGAUCCGUCGGAUGGCACAGAGAGAUGGAGAAGGUGGGAUGAGCUCCUGCAGCUCGUCUGGAUGCUCAUGCUCAGCUAUCAGGAAGUGAUAACGGGUCAUCUUCGCUACUCCAUUACAGAGCGGUUCAAGCUGACCCGCACUCCCAUGUGGACCCAGAACGACCAGGUGACCCCGGCUGCCGUCCAAGAAGCGGCCGAGGCGUUCCUGUCCCGCGCCGUGGAGGACCUCGGCCACGAUCUUCCCUCCCAAAUCCAAGAGUCAUUAUCCCAGCUGCAAGAACACUUACUGAGUAUCUCUCUGCAAUAACAAACUAAUAGAAAUCAAAGUGUACAUACGAUGAAGAUUAUUUUUGUAGAAAAUGUAUUAUAAUUUUUAAUGACGUCUAUAUUAAGUAUCCCUUUGAGGGUACUUGAUGCUUAUUUAAAUCACUCGACUGAAAUGAGGUGGUUUUGUAAAGAGAUCAAGAAGUGAGUAAAGUUUUGUUAAAAAAAAACACUGUAUAGAAAUUCUUUUUGUGAAACUGUUUACAUAACAUCUCCAACACCAGGCUCUCCAAUUGCAGUGAAAGUACUUCGACUUGUUAUUAUAUAAUAUUAAAUAUUAAAAGUAAUCAGCUACAAGAUGAUUCUAAAUUUCCGAGUUUUGUGUAUUCCUGCCUGAUGCACAGAAUUCCUGGGAAUAGACUCCGGAUCCACCAGAACUCAGACCGGGAUAAAGUGCCUACUAAAGACAAAAGAGUUGAUUCUCGUGUGAAAAUACGCCACAUUUCUAUGCAUGUUCUCCCUACGUCCAUGCGGCUUUCCUCGGGGUUCCUCACAGUCUCCUCCCACCUCCAAAACUGAUGCCAGUAGGUGGAUACCUUUAAUAAAA
This is a messenger RNA of Hemibagrus wyckioides, 3442 nucleotides long. It is a transcript of the gene simc1, whose product is annotated as SUMO interacting motifs containing 1. The transcript is spliced from 10 exons. The record is from RefSeq and is a predicted model, not a curated record. Bases 524 to 2878 code for a protein of 784 amino acids. Lineage: Eukaryota; Metazoa; Chordata; Actinopteri; Siluriformes; Bagridae.